UGAUAUGAGCUCCUGUGGGCUUAACGUGAGCCUAGCGGACGAGGCAACAGCGUGCGCAACACCCAGGGUCCCCAACACAUCUACGGUGCUGCCAGGCGAUUCCGGCACAUCACCGGCGCUGCCUAUCUUCUCCAUGACCCUGGGUGCAGUGUCCAACGUGCUGGCGCUGGCGCUACUGGCACAAGCUGCAGGUCGUCUGCGGCGGCGCCGCUCAGCUGCCACUUUUCUGUUGUUCGUUGCUAGCCUGCUAGUCAUUGACCUGGCAGGCCAUGUGAUCCCGGGAGCGCUGGUGCUUCGCCUGUACGCUGCAGGACGUUCGCCUGCUGGCGGGGCCUGUCAUUUCUUGGGCGGCUGCAUGGUCUUCUUCGGCCUGUGCCCACUCUUGCUUGGCUGCGGCAUGGCCGUGGAGCGCUGCGUGGGUGUCACGCAGCCACUACUCCAUGCGGCGCGCAUGUCAGUGGCCCACGCACGCCUGGCACUAGUCGUGCUGGCCGCCAUGGCUUUGGCAGUGGCGCUGCUGCCGCUAGCACACGUGGGUCACUACGAGCUACAGUACCCUGGCACCUGGUGUUUCAUUAGUCUUGGACCUCGUGGAGGUUGGCGCCAGGCAUUGCUUGCUGGCCUCUUCGCCGGCCUUGGCCUGGCAGCGCUCCUUGCGGCACUCGUGUGCAAUAUGCUCAGCGGCCUGGCGCUCCUGCGAGCCCGUUGGAGGCGUCGCAGCUCUCGACGUCUCCGUGAGACCACAGGCUCCGAUGAUCGCCGGCGCUCCGAAGAUAGCCGGCGCUGGGGGUCCCGUGGACCACACUUGGCCUCCACCUCGUCUUCCUCAUCCAUCGCUUCAGCCUCCGCCACCCUCCGUAGCUCCCGGGGCGGCGGCUCGGUGCGCAGGGUUCGCGCGCACGACGUGGAGAUGGUGGGCCAGCUCGUGGGCAUCAUGGUGGUGUCGUGCAUCUGCUGGAGCCCCCUGCUGGUGUUGGUGAUAUUGGCCAUCGGGGGCUGGAACUCUAGCUCCCUGCAAAGGCCGCUGUUUCUGGCUGUGCGCCUCGCGUCGUGGAACCAGAUCCUGGAUCCGUGGGUGUACAUCCUGCUGCGCCAGGCCGUGCUGCGUCAACUGCUUCGUCUCUUGCCCCUGAGGGCCGGUGCAAAGGAUGGCCCAACAGAGCUGGGCCUAACCAAGGGUGCCUGGGAGGCCAGUUCACUGCGUAGCUCCCGACACAGUGGCUUCAGCCAUCUCUGA
Molecule: messenger RNA, 1237 nt
Organism: Chionomys nivalis (European snow vole)
Lineage: Eukaryota; Metazoa; Chordata; Mammalia; Rodentia; Cricetidae
Gene: Ptger1
Product: prostaglandin E receptor 1
Exons: 2
Coding region: 5-1237 (410 amino acids)
Biological process (GO): adenylate cyclase-activating G protein-coupled receptor signaling pathway; positive regulation of cytosolic calcium ion concentration; inflammatory response
Cellular component (GO): plasma membrane
Molecular function (GO): prostaglandin E receptor activity
Source: RefSeq, a predicted model, not a curated record